This is a messenger RNA of Rotaria sp. Silwood2, 1026 nucleotides long. NCBI's taxonomy places the organism in Eukaryota, Metazoa, Rotifera, Eurotatoria, Philodinida, Philodinidae. The record is from the annotation of a GenBank genome assembly.
AUGGGUGGAAAUGCAUUAAAAAAUGUUGUAACUCGACGUUAUGCCCGAGAUGAAUAUUAUUUAUUAAAAGAACGUUUAUUAAAUAAACUUGAAGGACAUAUUGAUAAAUAUGAUGUUCCAAAAGAAUUUCCAUGUAAAGAAUCAUUUGGUGAUCUUGAUGUUCUUAUGGUAUGUCCAUUAUCAAUUAAUAUUGAACAUUUAAUUGAAGAUUUAUUUCAUCCAGCAGAAAUAUAUCAUAAUGGUGAUGUUUAUUCAUUUGAUUUUGAACAAUUUCAAAUUGAUUUUAUUCUUGUUGAAAAAAAUAUAUUUGAAAAUGCAAUUGUUUAUUUAUCAUAUUCAGAUUUAGGAGGUUUAAUUGGAAAUAUUUGUCAUAAAAUAGGUUUAAAAUAUGGUAUACAAGGUCUUUGGAUGAAUGUACAUACUAAAGAAUUUGAUCCAACAACAACAUCAACUAAAUUAAUCUUAUCAACAAAUGUUAAAGAUAUAUUUGAUUUUCUUGGUUAUAAUUAUGAACAAUAUAUAAAAGGUUUUGAUAAUGAAAAUGAGUUUUUUCAAUGGAUUAUUGAUGGAAAAUAUUUUUGUUCAAUUUAUUUUGAUGAUAAUCAACUUAAUCAUGCUCAUCGACAACGUACAUCCAAACGUCCAAUUUAUAUUAAAUUUCGAGAAUAUUUAAAUAUAAAAGAUCUAUUGAAUAAUUCCAUAAAUGAAUCUGCUGAAGAUCAAAAUGAAUUAAUUCGUAUUGUCCGUGAAAAAGCAUUAAUCUAUUUUAAUAAACAACAAGAUUAUGAUAAAGGAUUAAAUCAACGUCAAGAAAAACGGUUAUUUAAAGAUAAAUAUAAUGGAAGAUUUUUUUCUGAUAUUGAUGGAAAAAAUCAUAUGAUUCGUGUACAUAUGGAAAAUUUUCAAAGACGUAUUGCUAAAACUGAUGAAGAAUUUCAUCAAUGGGUGCUUAAUACCGAUAAUGAUAUUAUUCAAUCCGAAAUAGAUAAAUAUAAAUAUGAAUUAAAACAAAAUCAAUCCUCUUAA